AUGGACGCCUGCACGGAAACCUACACACGCCGUCAAUCAGAUGCACCCCCAGCGCGCCAAGUCAGAAUGAAGAUUGACUCGCUAUUGAACCCUUCUGGCGAUGACGGCCGUGAGGAACGGAGUAGCCGAGCAGGAUCUCCCUUCAGCAGCCAGCACGCGGUCAUGUCAUCCUCGUCGCACAGCGGCGGCUACUUACAUUCGCCGGGCUACCCACCAUCACCUAACCAAUACUGGUACGGAAGAUAUCACGAUUACCAUGACACCAGCCCCGGCGGCGUAUCCUCGGCUACGGGCCACGCCAGUGGUGGCAGCAGCAUCAGCAGCAGUAGCAGCAGCUCCCACCAUCACCCCCAUCCUCACCAUCACAGCCCCCGCUCGGGGAACAGCCAACAGCAUCAUCACCACAUGUUUCUGUCCUACCGACCCACGAACGAGUCCACGCAUUCUUCGCCGGACCCGUACCACCCACGCGAGCGGUACGACUCCGUCUCCUCCAGCUCGAGCAACAACGGCGACCGGCGGCGGCCGCCACGACCCAAGUACGAGGAAGAAGAGAUGUACUUUAUCUGGUACCACCGGGUCGACCUCUGCCAGGAAUGGAAAGAAGUGCGCGAGAGCUUCAACCGUCAGUUCCCCAGUCGACAACGACGGGGUUUCCAGGGGAUCCAAUGUAAAUUCUACCGAUUCAUCAAGGAGAAAAAGUGCCCUACCCUUCGAGAGCAACGACGUAUGCGCGACGGCGAGUUCCUCCGUGAUGGUGCGUCGAUGGGCGUCGAGUCCGGUGCCCCCAAAUUUGGUGUCAGGGAAUGGGCCAAUGUUUGGUACCCCUGGAUGCGUGAGGGCACCGAGAUGAAAUCGAGUCAGUCACGGAUAUCGACAUGA
This is a messenger RNA of Penicillium oxalicum, 882 nucleotides long. RefSeq lists its product as uncharacterized. NCBI's taxonomy places the organism in Eukaryota, Fungi, Ascomycota, Eurotiomycetes, Eurotiales, Aspergillaceae. The record is from RefSeq and is a predicted model, not a curated record. Bases 1 to 882 code for a protein of 293 amino acids. The transcript has a single exon.